AUGCUGCCUCCACCCAACCCUUCCCGGCGUAAUGCCCCCGCGGCUGCCAUAUCGAUCGGAUCGAUGGGCUUGGCCAGUCCAGCCCCUCGAACCUCCCCCCGCGAAUUUGGAGACCCCGUCUUUGUGGAACGGGGUAUGUUCGCUGGCAGGUGGAUGAGAUUCAGCCUUCACGUCGCCCAGCAACCUAUUCUAGGUCGUCGUAAGACCGAAAAGGACCGUCGUCCUCUAGCACAUUCCCCUAUAGUGCGACUUCGAGUACGAGAAUGUCAUCGUCUACCUUCGACCUUAGACGACAGAGAGCGGGAUCAAUGGGAAGAGGAAGAAGUUGAUGUGUCUUCUCUCGAAUCUUCGUAUCUGAUUUGCUCUGCCGAGCUCCGAUCACCGGGCGACGCCCCUUUCGACCCUUCUGGAAGUGCUAUGUCGACUCCAAUGUCGAGACCCAUGUGGGUGGUAGAACAUGAUGAUGGUAGACCGGGUAGUGAGAGUACGAGUUCUGGAUCACAUGGUAUAGGAGGUAUAAAUACUUCUUAUUCUCCCUCUCCUCAAGAUCCUUCCAGGACUAGAAGGAGGAGUGAUCGUAGUGAUGAGUUGUCUGAAUCUAGUGAAGAAGAUGUCGGAAGGACACAUGAAGCCAAGAGAUCUAGGUCGGAACCAGGAGGAAGAAACCUUUUUGGUAAUUUGCAUGUGGCGGGUGUACGUGUGGCAGCUCCAGAAGGAGGUAUGGGACUUUGGUUUUUGUUUACUGACCUUUGCGUGCGUUACGAAGGAUCCUAUCACCUACGUUUCAGAUGUUACGACCUCACAGCCAUCGGGUCAGAGGAUGAUCCGAGACCGGAAUUGGUAGCUUGUGAGAGUCAAGCAUUUACAGUUUACUCUCCACGCAAUUUUCCUGGUUUACCUAAACCUACUGAUUUAUCUGAACAUUUCGCUAGACAAGGGUUCAAACUUAAUACUCGGAAAACCGAACGUACCAUUUCAAACCUCCCUUCACCACCCACCGCCAGACCUGACUUACCUACUCUUCCACCUUAUCCCGCUCCAUCAACUUCAUCAUCUACCACCCUCGUUCUUUCCCCAGGACCAUCAGGAACCUCCGGGGCGUCAGCAACAUCAGGAGCUUCAACAUCUUCCACAGAAGCAAGUAACGAAAGUUGGACUAUUCAAGGUUCAGGUGGUAUGUUACCUCCUCGAGGACAUGGUUUUGAAGGUUUUUGGGCUAGAAAAGGUCAAUGA
Molecule: messenger RNA, 1233 nt
Organism: Tremella mesenterica DSM 1558
Lineage: Eukaryota; Fungi; Basidiomycota; Tremellomycetes; Tremellales; Tremellaceae
Exons: 7
Coding region: 1-1233 (410 amino acids)
Source: RefSeq, a predicted model, not a curated record